AUGUAUCAGGGUGAUCCUCUUGGAUUGAUUGAGAUGCGUGACCUCGUCCCCACCGCGAGUCGCGACUACUCCGCAACCCCAUCGCGACUACUCCGCACCCCCUCAGGUGGAGCACGUAUUGGAGAUGGAUGUAUCAGGGUGGAGCACGUGUUGGAGAUGGAUGUAUCAGGGUGGUCCUCUUGGAUUGGCGUCGGCCUCUCAUCACAUCCCGCACAUCUCCGCGACUCCUUGCUGCUCAGAGUGGCCGGCCUGAGAGAGUACUUCGCCUGCAGGGGCGGCGCCCCUCUGGCCUACUACUCGCUGGGCAUCCAGCGUCAUCUCAUCUUCCCCACCACCUCCGCCAUCAGUAGUGUGGGUCCCACAGGCGGAUUCAUCUUCUCUGGCCUAGCCUCGGGCUCAGCCACGGGGCUGGACCGAGCGCUAUCCAACUUUCUAGACAUGGAGGAUCCGGAUGAGUUCUAUGAGUGCCGCACCAAUGCUCCCUCAGAGACGUCUAGUGAUGGCGUGCUACAGAGGGACCUGUCAGGAGUCAUGGUGGACGGUGUAGAUGUUUCCAAGCUCCCUGAUGACUGGUUGUCGGUCCCUCGGGAAGUGACCCCUGACUCCCUCUCCCUGCCGCUCUUCAUCGACUGGAGCAAGCUGAGCGGCUCUGUCGCCCCCAACCACUCCGGCAAGGGCAGGAACUGCUGGAGCCGGCCAGACUGCAAUGUGUACAAGCUGAGGAGCAGGAGCUACCUCACAGAUGGCAGCAUGGCGCCAGCUGGCGAGCCGCUGUGCCAGCUGGUGGCAGUGGAUUGGCUGAAGCCAGACAAACACCCUGCUGCCCACGUGGCAGCCCACAAGAAGUGCCUUGUGCAGAGAGUACGGGCCUGCUAUGGAGACCAGGCACCGUUCUUCAUUCUCAUCAACCUCCAGGUUCCAGCAGGCAAGGCCGUCUACUCCAUGGUCUUCUAUUUCACAGCAGAGCGCCACGUGCUCGACCUGCCCUCCAUGCGCCGCUUCCUGGGGGCAGAUGAUUCGUACCGCAACAACCGCCUCUCCCUGCUGCCCUCCGUUCCAGAGGGCUCGUGGCUGGUGAAGCAGGCAGUGGGGUCGCACAAUGUGGUGAUGGGGCAGGUGAUGGAGACGGCAUAUCACCACUCCACAGACGAGUACUUUGAGGUGGAUGUGAACAUGGCAUCAUCAUCGGUGGUGCGAGGCAUCAUGGGCAUGGUCUUUGGAUACAUCACAAACCUUGUGGUUGACAUGGCAUUCUAUCUCAAGGGAGAGACUGAGGACGAGUUACCAGAGCAUAUUCUAGGAGCAUCUCGCAUGGUAGCUCUGUCCGUUCAACUCUUUCGUCAAUCAAGCGUGGUAUCCGCGUCAGGCUGUUUUCCCGCGUGCGGUUUUUGGAACCCCGGAACAGCGUCGCCUCGUAGCGGCUCUGUUCGGCUUUCUACUCGGCAUUCCGACUCCGCGUUUAUGGCACCGAUACCGUCGAUAGCAUCGUCCGUUUCCUGCGCCAGAUCCGCGCUGCUAUUGUCUUGUGCUCCGAUAAAAGCUCUCAACCCUCCUACAGCUUCCAAAACUUUUGAUGCUUUCAAAGCCAAAUCGUACGGUCUUGCAGCUUGCCAUCAAUUUCAACGGUUAAGAUCGUUUCAGACGCGUUCGUCCAACCCCGUACGAUCUUUUAGCAAUAUGCGGCCUCAGUCUUCUGCUCGGAAUGCUGAAAGCCCAACGCGUAGGAAUUUCCGAACCAAAGCUUCGGGGGAGACGCCUGCGUCGGAAACCGGUGGUUCGGAAGGGUCAGCCUCGAUUUCCGAGCCGCGUUCACCGAGCCUCUGGGCGAAGCUCGGGCAGAGCUUCAACCUGCAAGGAGUCACGGCUGUGGCGAGCGUGGCCGUUUCGAAUCCGAGUCUUGCUGUGCCGCAUGUGUCCGUGCCUGAUAUCAGGUGGAUUGAUUGGAAGGCCCUUCAUGCAGCUGAGUUCAAGGCAGUCGUGUUCGAUAAGGAUAACACACUCACGCUUCCGUACGAGAUGCAGAUGGAGAAUGGGCUGGUGGCUUCCCUGGACGUGUGUAGGAAGACAUUCGGAUCAAAAGGCAUUGCCAUUCUGAGCAACUCUGCAGGGUUGAAGCAGUAUGACCCUGAUGGCUCCUUGGCAGCAGCAAUGGAGCAGGCCCUGGGGGUGCCUGUGAUUCUUCACACGGAGAAGAAACCUGGUGGAGGAGCAGCAGAGCUGGAAACACAUUUCGGAUGCAGGGCAGAUGAGAUGGUUAUGGUUGGAGAUCGGUGUCUGACAGACAUUGUGUUUGGCAACCGCAACGGGCUUCUCACCGUUUUGACGGCUCCACUUUCUCCUGGAGAAGAUCCCCUAGUUGUCCGACAGGCUCGCAAAUUUGAAGAUGUGCUUGUGACAACCCUUCACAGACGAGGGGUUCAGGCACCUCUGCAAGCGAAGUUUAGCAGCUCUUACUCUUUUGUCCUGCCUCCUGCUUGCUGGUGA
Molecule: messenger RNA, 2484 nt
Organism: Closterium sp. Yama58-4
Lineage: Eukaryota; Viridiplantae; Streptophyta; Zygnematophyceae; Desmidiales; Closteriaceae
Source: the annotation of a GenBank genome assembly